CUGGGACGAAACUGGGACCGGACCCUCCAGGGGACUGACGAUCCCCAAAUUUCAGGUCCAUGGGGGUUUUGUGUACCCAUCGUUUGCCGCAUCUGCCGAUUGUUAUAAAUUGUUCGUCUUUCGUCGUUACCUAGCGCUGAUCUUCUGUAAUCUACUUUUAUUCCUGGACAUUCACAUAAACACCCCAUAUACCCAUAUACCCCGGGUUCAAUCACAGUUAUCCUCAGCGUUCCUUAUCCUUAUCCUUAUCCUUAUCUCGCCUAACCACUUUCCACCCACCACCUCUACUAUACUAUACAACUCUCGCCCUCAAUCCUACCAACCAUCCACAGAAUCACAAGAAACCGUCAACAUGCAACUCCAAACCCUCCUCCUGACCACCGCCUUCCUCAGCGGCUCCGCCCUCGCCGCCCCCCAGGGCGACAUCGUCGGCAGCAUCGUGUCGGGUGCCGAGGGCAUCGCGCAGACGGUGGCCUCGGGGGCGGAGAACGCGGCGACCAACAUCGUCUCGGCGGCGACCUCGAUCGCCAGCGCGGCCGAGACGGACGGUGCGGCCGCCGCCUCCGACGCCCGCUCCUGGGGUGAAUCGGUGGCCUCCAACGCCGAGUCCUACGGGCAGUCGGUCGCCUCCGACGCGCGGUCCCGGGCUUCCGAUGUCGCCUCCAAGGCCUCCUCCCGCUGGGACGACCUGACCACCCUCACCGGCACCAACGGCGAGGCCACGGCCACCUCGACCGUCUCCGGCGGGAACACCGCGACGGUGACCACGGCGACCGCCACUACGACCGGUACCACUUCCACCACUGGUACGUCGACUGGCAACAGCCGCAGCAGCAGCAGCAGCAGCACGGCCUCGAGCUCCAGCUCCGAGGGCGCGGGUGUCCAGGCUACUCCCGCUGCAGUGUUGGGCUACGGCAUCGCCGGCGUGGCGGGUGUCUUGGGAGUGAUGGCUGCUUUGUAAGGCGCGGAGUUGGCCUGACCACUUCAAGGGUCACUUUCGGGCUUGUUUUCCAUUCAAGAGAUCACGUUUGAUCCAGGUACCCUUUCUUUCUUCGGGUGGACUGUACAUGACACUAUUCAACAUACCAUUGUUCAUAACUAUAUCCCCGCGUCGUCGCUUUCCUUUUUUUUUUUUU
Messenger RNA from Aspergillus fijiensis CBS 313.89, 1136 nucleotides. RefSeq names its product putative GPI anchored protein. The record is from RefSeq and is a predicted model, not a curated record. Bases 353 to 961 code for a protein of 202 amino acids. NCBI's taxonomy places the organism in Eukaryota, Fungi, Ascomycota, Eurotiomycetes, Eurotiales, Aspergillaceae. The transcript has a single exon.